Molecule: messenger RNA, 1969 nt
Organism: Neodiprion fabricii
Lineage: Eukaryota; Metazoa; Arthropoda; Insecta; Hymenoptera; Diprionidae
Gene: mol
Product: dual oxidase maturation factor 1
Exons: 8
Coding region: 684-1829 (381 amino acids)
Biological process (GO): protein transport
Cellular component (GO): endoplasmic reticulum membrane
Source: RefSeq, a predicted model, not a curated record
AAGGAAAGACUUGGAGAUUAUUUGGCAGGAGGCAGCGGACGCUGACAAAAUUAUUCCACAAUCAAACCUAGCUGGCGAUUAAUUACGGCACGUGAACGACGUUCUCAUCGUUACCGACGUAGGUACAGUCGUCGACAUUUAAAGUUCCAAGCGGUCUCCCACUUCGAGACUCCCUUCUCCGUUCUCCACAACCUGCAGUAGCAGCAGCAGCAACCGACGGAGGCCACUUUCAAUUCGAAACCUGUUAACCCACUUAACGGCAGUCUUUGUGCCACUUUUGUCCUUACCUGAUGAUGGCUGUGAUACAAGACACGUAGUGUACACCUCAGGUGCGAAAGGUGCGUGGAGGAAAUGGUCAGCACCUGAUGGAGGAUUCGCUUCUUCGUGAAACGUUAAAGCCUCUCCGGAUACUGAAGAACAAUAAUUCGGCUCCAGGACCUCGUCGAGUACUCUGUUCUCUUGGAUUACGACAACAACGAACACAUGCGCUCGUUAUCUAGUAUAUAACAUUCAACGAGGAGACUGGAUAAGUGCGUCAGAUCCAUCCUCGCUGAAAUUGUACCGAUUGGAAAUUUGGAACGUAGUAGAAUUAACCGGUGGAAGUAGAGCAGAGCGGAUAUUAUUCUUUAUGGUUUAGUUCCUCCGGCACUGCUGCAGCUGCGAAAUCUUAUUGUGAAUGCGAAAUGAGGGGCUGGUUCGACGCAUUUCGUAGCGACGGUGGACCGACGCUGUACAGUUACAGUAACCGGACGCCAGUCAGUGGGGACGUUCACCUGAUAACGAUAUUCGUUAUAUUUUGCACGAUAUUCACGGCGUUCGUUAUCAUAUUUCCAGGAAUACGAAAGGAGAGGCUAACGACAUUCCUAACCGUAACCCUCAGCCUUUUUGUUGGAACAACGAUUCAAGUUGCUCAAUACGGAUCGACAUGGCACACAGCUUCCACAACGGUCGUCAGUUCCUACAGCGCUUUUUCAAGGGAAAAAAUGACCGCUGAGGUCGGUGGGUACAUCGGCCUGAUGCACAUCAAUAUCACCUACACAGGCGGCGAGGGUCACAACGACGUCGAAUUCAACGAACGAUUUUGGUGGCGAAGUCCAACUGAGAUGUCGAAGAGCUUCAAGGAAGCCCUGCACAGAGGCGCCCCCUUCCCGAUUCUUUCGGUAGCCGAGUACUUCAGUCUUCAUCAGGAGGGUUUUUCCUGGGGCAGCCGAUACAGGGAGGCCGGGUAUUACUCGUCGAUAAUGCUGUGGACCUCCUUCGCUUCUUGGGCCAUGAUGAACCUCCUCCUGAUGGUUGUGCCUAGAUACGGAGCCUACAGCAUGGUCUGCACUGGAAUUUGCAUGCUGUUGACCAAUCUCACCUACUGGUCUCUCCUGCCGUGCGAACCUCUCGUCGCGCACGUCGAUGGAUCUAUUCUAAUUUUCAAUUUGGGAUGGAAUUACUGGCUCGUUCUAGUCGCCGGAGUCGGAUGCCUAUUCGCCGGUCUCGUGAUCGCGGCUAUCGAUCUGAUAUUUCCCCAUCAAUUUUCAACGAUCCUAGAGGUGGAUUACGACACACCGUACGAUCGUCACGUAAUUAUUGAGGAAAGUUUCGACACCAGGAACACCAGGCGAAAGUUGCCAAAAAUUGAAGACGCUUUUGGCGAACGUAUAAUGAGACAGCUUUCCCACAAGCUAGGUAACGGCAGGGAUGACACAAAGGGCGUGAUAAAUCAGGGAUACGUCGGCACCGAACAGCUGGAAUUCGCUCAACCGACCGAAGAAGAUCCGAACAAGAAUCAGAACUGGUCUUAUCCAUUUCCACCGUCGCCACGACGAACGAUUAACUAACAAAAGUUAAUCGUAGCGAUCUAUCCAAUAUUUACUAAUGCUAAUUAUGAAUUAUUUAUGCAAGUCGGUUGUGUAAAUGUAUAAUGUACAUGGAUAAAUAUAACGUAACCGUUGUAUACGGAAGAUCAAUGAAACGCCAA